AUGGUAAAAGGCUUACUAUCGCGUACCUUGUCUGUCAUUAAAAGCAUAAUGGUGUUCAUGAAUUUUCUUUCUUUGUUUGCAGGUCUUAUUCUUAUUGCAGUAGGCUUUUAUGUCUAUAGCACCGAAGAACAAAUUACGCACAUUACAGCUUCUCCGAUGCGAUAUCAUCUUCCAUAUGCAAUGAUAACAUUGGGUGGAUUGAUUUCGCUUGUUAGCUUUUUGGGGUGCUAUGGUGCCGCCAAUGAGCAACCCGUUAUUCUGACCUUUUAUUUUGGGAUUUUAUUCAUAUUGGUCGUUUCGCAAAUCGCCAUAGGAAGUUUGGCAUUUUCUUAUAGACAAGACGUCGAUUCAAUUCUUGAUAAAACUUGGUCCACAGCCUUUCAAGAGAACCCCAAACUAAUCAUCAAUCUUGAAAAAUAUCUUCAAUGCUGUGGAUUCGAUGAUCUAAAUGACCGUGCCGUUCCUCUCAAUUGUUCUCGAGAAUUUAAAUUUGGUGUUCCGUGUCACGAUAGCAUGCGAGAGGCAUUGAUGAACAGCUUACAGACCAUUGGUGUUGUAGGUAUCGCCUUGGGAAUCGUGGAGCUUACAGGACUUUUGUUUGCCGCCGUGCUCUUUAUACGUCUUUCUGAAACUGAAGAUGAGGCUAAACAAGCUUUACUUGACGAGACACGUUUGUUAGACCAAGAAAUUAGUAAUACCUAUCAACGUCGCAGAAUGUACACAAUAGGAUGA
Molecule: messenger RNA, 732 nt
Organism: Ambispora gerdemannii
Lineage: Eukaryota; Fungi; Glomeromycota; Glomeromycetes; Archaeosporales; Ambisporaceae
Source: the annotation of a GenBank genome assembly